Molecule: messenger RNA, 6055 nt
Organism: Pocillopora meandrina
Lineage: Eukaryota; Metazoa; Cnidaria; Anthozoa; Scleractinia; Pocilloporidae
Source: the annotation of a GenBank genome assembly
AUGCUGAACAUAUCAUACCAAGGUGGUAACCAGAGCUUUGAAGAAGCAACGCUUUGUUGCAGGCAUUUAGACGUAUUUUUCAGCAAAGCCGAUAGCGAUGUCAUCCUGUUGUCAGACACAAUUGUCUGUGUGAUUAAUUCUGUGUUUAGCGUAAUCGCCGUGUUCGCCAACAUACUCAUCUUGUACGCUUUGUACAAAGCCUCGUCGCUGCACUCUCCAUCUAAAGCGUUACUAUGCAGUCUCGCUUUGUCAGAUCUGGGAGUCGGUGCUAUAGUACAGCCAUUAUUCGUGGUCUACAGAUGGGCACAGAUCAACGGAAUUCUUCACAAAUAUUGCAAGGAAGGAAUUUUCUCUCAUAUCGAAGGAAGUCACUUCUCGGCUGUUUCAUUUCUUACAAUGGCAGCUAUUAGUAUCGACCGGCUCCUUUCGCUGGUCCUUCGCGUACAAUAUCAUUCCACUGUCACCCUAAGAAGAGUUAUUUUCCUGCUAGCUUUAAUUUGGAUAAGCGGAGGCUUAUGGUCGUCAUUUUGGACCAGAAAACAGGAUUUAUACUCGCUUAUAGGCAUGAUACAAAUUCCAGUCUUUUUUUCCAUAACUUUCUGCGCUUACUUAAAAAUCUACCUCUGCCUUCGCAAGCAAGCUUGUAGGAUGGGAAGGCACGUGAACCCACUGAAAUGCAUCAGAAAAACACAUGGUAUGAAUUUCGCUCGCUAUAAGAAGUCUGUAGUGAGCAUGUUUUACCUAUUUUGCGCUUCAGUGGUCUCAUUUCUGCCAUAUCUUUGUCACAAAGUUGCAGUAGCCAUUUCUGGAUGGAAUACUUCAACUUCGGUUUUGUUUAGCUUUGCUCUCACCAUGGUUUACGUGAACAGUUCUGUGAAUCCUUUGAUAUACUGCUGGCGGAUUUCAGAGCUGAAGCAAAUUGUACUUAAUGUUCUCUGUCGUAACCGUUCAGUAGUGAAAGAAGUCAAGUUCGUAACCUCUAGAGACCAAGUAAAAAUUCUGUCUUAGAGUAGCUCAAAGUGAUGAUUUCCCGCACUUGAAGACAAUUCUGGGAUAUGGAUCAACAUACCAGAGAUUAUUCUCCCAGAGUUACCUCCGUGAUGUCACAGAAAGAAGAUAUAAUUGCAAACUACUUGACUAACUGAUUUUAACAACCCGGUGCCUCAGGUUAGCCGUGAAAAUCUUGGAUCUACAAACACGGCUUUUUAGGAAAAGUAUUCUUUAUGUUGGCCUUUCUCCAAAGUAGCCCUCUUAAAAUGAAAACAGAAACUUUUAGUGCGAGAAAAUUUUAACCGAUUUAAGAUUGCAAUACCGCGGGAUCGUUGCUUCUGAACUUCGACUGUAUAACAACCCCAGUUCAUGUUUAUUCCAAAAGUUGCAGAGUCAUUGCUAUAAAUUCCGAAACAUCAGAAAUUGUUUUCGAUAAAUUUAGUCAAAACGUCAACGCGCUCGCUCAUUUUCAGUCUGAAAGGUAAUUGCUGAAACUUUGUAGGUCAGUUUUCAAAGCUAAAACUGAACUUUAAUAAAUCAGCUUGAAUAAGCCUACAGAGGUUACCAUCUGUUAUUCCAGCGACAUUAUUGAACGUUGUGGACGUAAGGUUCAAAUAGAAUUUUAGCGAUCGAAAGAUAUUGGUCUUCCAGAAUUGUUUACACUGUUUGAUGCAUUUCCUGUUGACCAUACAUGCUUUAUGACUUUCAUAGAAUUACGUGAUGAUUCGUGAUUUUGUGUGUUUUCCUUGUUUGUGAUCACCAGGCUUGCGCAGCCGGCAGAUCCUACGGAAAAUGAAAGGGCGCGAAAUCAAGCGUUUGUUCUCUGCUCGAAGCUCGCGGCUCGCUGCUCUUUGUUCUCUACUCGAGCAAGAAGCUCGUAGCUCCGCUUCUUGAUUUUUGCUAACGAAAACGAGUUGCGAAGCUUCAAGUUGAGAAGUAGGUUUCUCUUAUUAUUGCGUUCCACGCCUUUCGCCGCUUCGCUGCUUAACGUUUCAAAGCGCACAUUAACUAGUAAUUAUAUUAUUACGUAAGUAUAUUUGAAUAAAGAAACUAUAAGCGUGGAUCUUAGGUAUAUCUUGAGGUCUCCUUCAGGCAAAAAGUAGUUUGGUUUAUUAGCGGGCUUAGAAUAUCAUAAUGUAUUUCGUAUGACGUUUACCUGAGACAAAUUUGGUUAUCACUGAAUCCGCCAAAUGUGAGCUCUAUUUCAGGUGCAAACAAAACUAUUGUUUCAAAAACAAUGCGUCAUCCUUCAGUAAUAUUGGCUCUCUCUUAUUCAUUCGGUGAAUAUUCAGAGAGUUCUAAGGAGGAUCCAUGUGUGUGUAUCACUAAGUUGGAAGUGAUUCAAGAAAUCAAAAGCUUAGAUGUCCCCAACCAUAGAUUUACAAGCACGGCAACCUUACAGAGUAUGUUUCGAGAAUGAAAUAAAAUGAAUUUUACGGAGCUAACACUUGCUGAUGUCGUUUGUGGUCAGUUAACAAUGCUAACCUGUCAAUAUUUUGAAAAUCCAGAACGAUAAAAAAUAUCAUAUAAUCAUAUAUACAAUCUCCCGUAACACACGAUUAUAAUCGAAAAGAGCAGAAUCAAUAUUUCAUAUUAAGCCGAAUAAUGAUGCGUCAGCACGCACGAGCUUAGUAGAGAUGUAUGAACUGACCCUUUGGUCUCUAACAUCAGUAUACGUAAUCCCUAAAGGCCUUGGUGUAAUUUACCCAAAAACCGGUCUUCUCUGAAAACCCCCGAAACCAAAUGAUUGUGUCAGGGACUCAUUUUAACUCUUUUCAAAACAUUACUUUUUUAUAUCGUUUUAAAAUAAACUUUUAUUCAUUGCCAGCGUUGAUUAACUCUUUGACUCCCAAAAGUGAUAAUCGUGUAACCUCUCCCUAUAAUAGAAGUACAUUAUCCAGGAAUCAGGUAAUGAGAAUACUUAAACUUAUCAGGUAGAAGUUGUUAUCUUGAUCUAACACCUAAUUCUCAUAACUUACUUACACGGAAAUGCCUAGCAGCUACAAUCAGAUCUUGGGAGUUCAAAGGUGAAACAAAUGGUGGCUUUUAGUUUUCGUAUUACCAAGAUAUAUAAUAUUCCUUUCUCAACAGUUCUAAUGAAAAAAUGGCAGGCUAUAUUAAAGUAUGACUAAACAGACACAUUACGUUUAUAUACCUGAAAGAAAAGUUUUUUAUUACAUGUCGACCUUGGAGAUUACUGAAACUUAUCCACUGGCUCUUUUGUUUUGUUUUAAAUUUUGAGCGCUUUUUGACAACUUUCUUUAAUCCAAAUAAUUAUUUCUUUUUUUCUUAAUGAUUAUGGUUUGAUUGUAAUGAUUUGCGUUUUAACUCAUUCUCGCCUGAAGGGAAGCUUUAAUCAAAAGACGAAUCAUUUGAAUAUCAUGAAUGACGAUGUUGAUCAAAACUGCAGGAAUAAUUGCGUAAAUAACACGAAAGCAAAGAAGCAAUUUAUGAAAUAGAAACAUUGAAAAGAAAAGUUUUUGAGGCAUGCAAUUCAGUGAUGCGAGCAUUCUCAACUUAGAACAUGACUUUACGCAUACAACUUUCAUUGUUAUGCGUCGCGGAAUAAGCCUCCAGGGAAGAUCAUUCAGUGAUAAUUUUAUAGCGUACAAAAGCAGCUGUGGAUUCAGAAAAUUCUAGUCAGUGACAUCGAUCAACAAUCGGCCUCUAGAUAAGUGCGCAAAAACACAUAAUACUCCAGAGCUAAUGGAUUUUUAUCCUGCCGACUAUUAUCUUACGUUAGCGUGAUAAUAUAUCUCAAGUUUCCUUCGCCUAAUUUAGUGUUUUCCCUUUUUUUAGUAGUAGGAUUUAUUUUUAUAUAUAUUUCCUGAAACCCUGAGCGGGUAGGAUUCGCUAAAUCCUGUAACCUGAUCACCUUAUUUCGACAACAGACCCGACACAAGGACUUUCUCAUCAAAUUCACGAAAACAGGGCGGAACUUUCGUUUUAGCGAUUUGGAACAACUCUUACGAGCUACAGGCCGUUGUUAAGUCUCUAAAUUUCUCGUUUCGAAGAUUUCAGGAAAAGAUUUUACGCAUAAAUUUUUAGCCGCAAGUCAUCCGAUUCAGAAAUACAUUUACUUUCAGCGAUUGCAAACUAUUCCCAACGAGUAACAUUAUUCUUUUAAAGAUAUGGAUCACCUGCUGGGUAAAUAACUUAAAUAUUAAGAGCAUAAUAUAUAACUUAGUUCCAAAAUACAAACAGAGUUCGUUGCCUUAAUAAGAUAUUACAUGAUAUAAUCCGUUUUUGGUUUUUAAUUAUAGUUUAUUCUAGGUGGGACUUCCUCGAUAGAGAAUUUUUGGUAAUGAUUAUACCAGGUUUGAAUUGAAGCAGAAAACUGUUUAUUCUUAUUUCCAAUCAACCCUUUUUUCAGGAAGAGAGAAUUUGUUAAUUGUUGUCAUAUUUUAUCAUUUCCACUUUUUCAUGUCGUUCUGAUCGUAAGUCCAUAGGAUUGUAGAAUUGUCGCUAAUACAAUCUAACAAAAAACAAGAAGAACCAGACAUCAGUGACAUUGUUUAUUCCACUGGUCAAUAUAACCAUGAGUAACCAUGCUUUUGAGUUAUUUCCGUCGAUUCGUUUCAAUCGCAGAAUUCGAGGAGAUACAUCUAUUUCAAGGACAUACUUAGAUGUCCAAAGGACGAGAAAAAAUCUAGGUUUUUCAGCAUUUAACAAAGCCUGGGUCAGUUCUCCACCUAACUUUUGUCAUUAUCGGUGCAUGCAUGUUUGCAUAGAAGACUCUACUUUGACGAAUAUCAGAAAAUCUGUUUAUUGUAGACAUUAUCGGCUGCGAUUUCAUUGGCCGGAGACACCAUUUUAUAUGCUUUGUGCAGAGAGUCAGAAUUAAAUCAGCCGAGGAUCAUAUUCCUGUCCGUCAAUUCUAAACAGGUGAAAACAAAUUUACGUCAAUUUUAAUUGCAAAUAGCCAAGUUAAGGUUCGUUAUAACCAGAAAACUAGAUGCAUAUGCAUCAUUGUCAAUUGAGGAUAAAAGACUAACGUUCGGACCGCAAAUUGAUAGUUGUUACAUAAAGAAGAGCGAAGAGCUACAGAGCGAAGAUGGUCGUCAACGCAUCCCCUGCUAAUUCGAGCGCUGAUCUUUUUACCUGUUACGAUCCGUCCAUUUUCAUUCGAGCGCCAAGCACACUCCACACGAACUACAUUAUAGCUGCUGUUUUCAACGCUAUCCUCUCAGUAACAGCCACUUUGGGUAAUACUUUGAUUCUGUUCGCGCUUAAGAAAGCUACCACCCUGAAUCGUACUUCAAAUUACCUUCUGUGCUGUCUCGCUGUUUCUGAUUUGAUGGUCGGCCUUGUUGUACAGCCAUUACACGUUAUUUACUGUAUAUACGGAAUCAUCGGUGGUUCUAAAGUACGCUGUUACUCGCGAAUCCUCUUCCAGUGGACAUCAGAUUAUUUUUUUGCAGUUUCCUUUCUGACGAUUGUGGCUAUUAGUGUGGAUCGCUAUUUCACCUUAUGUAAGCGUCACGCCUAUCGGUCAACCCUUACAGCCAACAAAACAAGAGCAGUGAUUGCAUUUGUUUGGAUAACUUGCCUGAGUUUCCCUCUUGGUCGUCUUGUGAGUUCUUCCAUUUCAAUGAUUCUGUCUUCCAUUAUUUUUAUCAUUUUUCUCCUGAUCCCAUCAUUCACGAUUUUCAAGAUUUACCGCUUUCUCAAACAACACGAGAUUCAGAUUUCUUCUAGUAUGAAAAAAUCUUCUGCGGCGGGCGUUAAAACCGGAGGAUUCGAUGUUUUGCAGUACAAACGCUCCAUAGCAACAUUGAUCUGCGUCUACCUUACUCUCCUUGUUUGUUUUCUACCAUCAAUCGCUGUCACUGCGGCCUGGAUAACUGCGGAUCGACCUGGGAAAUUACGACUCAUCAAAGUGGGAAAUUUCUCACUGACUUUUAUAAUGUUUAAUUCAACCCUUAACCCACCCCUGUAUUGUUGGAGGAUCAGAGAGGUUCGUCAGCUAAUAAUCAACUUGUUGAAUAAAUUUUUUUGUUGUAAGAUCGAUCGAAAUCACAGAAAUAGUGUUUCUUCUAAGACUUCUGAAGAUACCCGUUUGUAA